Molecule: messenger RNA, 2976 nt
Organism: Hansenula ciferrii
Lineage: Eukaryota; Fungi; Ascomycota; Saccharomycetes; Phaffomycetales; Wickerhamomycetaceae
Gene: CNH1
Product: Na(+)/H(+) antiporter
Exons: 2
Coding region: 1-2976 (991 amino acids)
Biological process (GO): proton export across plasma membrane; sodium ion export across plasma membrane; regulation of membrane potential
Cellular component (GO): plasma membrane
Molecular function (GO): sodium:proton antiporter activity
Source: RefSeq, a predicted model, not a curated record
AUGGCUGUAUGGGAACAUCUAAGGGUAUCUCAUAUCGCUUAUGCGGUGGUUGGUGUUUUCUCUGCUGUUUUUUCACUUAUUUCAUUAUUUGUGAAGGAAAAAUUAUAUAUUGGUGAAGCUACUGUUGCUGCUAUAGUUGGAUUAAUCGUUGGACCUCAUUGUCUAAAUUGGUUUGCUCCAACAACUUGGGGGAAUACAGAUUAUAUUACUUUAGAAUUAUCAAGAAUUGUAUUAUGUUUACAAAUUUUUGCAGUUGCUGUGGAAUUACCUAAAAAAUAUAUGCUUAAACAUUGGCUUUCAGUUACAAUGUUAUUAGUACCUGUUAUGACUGCAGGUUGGUUAAUUGUUGGGUUAUUUGUUUGGAUUGUUAUUCCAGGUUUAAAUUUCUCUGAAAGUUUAGUUGUUUCAGCUUGUGUUACUGCAACAGAUCCUGUUUUAGCUGCUGCUGUUGUUGGUAAAGGUAAAUUUGCUAAAAGAGUUCCAGGUCAUUUAAGAAAUUUAUUAACUGCAGAAUCUGGUUGUAAUGAUGGUAUGGCAUUCCCUUUUAUUUAUUUAGGUAUAAAUUUAGUUAUUCAUGCAGGCAACGCUAAAGAAAUUGUUAAAGAUUGGAUUUGUGUUACAAUCUUAUAUGAAUGUAUCUUUGGUUGUAUCUUGGGUGCUUUUAUCGGAUGGGUUGGUAGACGCUCUAUAAAAUAUGCACAUAAUGCAGGUUUAAUUGAUAGAGAAUCAUUCUUAGCAUUUUAUGUUGUUUUAUCAUUUGCUUGUGCAGGAUUUGGAUCCAUGUUGGGUACUGAUGAUUUAUUAGUUUCAUUUGCAGCUGGUACAGCUUUCUCAUGGGAUGGUUGGUUUGCUAAAAGAACUGAAGAAUCUCAUGUUUCAACAGUCAUUGAUUUAUUAUUAAAUUUAGCAUAUUUUGUUUAUUUUGGUGCUAUUAUUCCUUGGCCUAAAUAUAAUGAUUCUUCAUUGGGUCUUGAUGCUUGGAGAUUAGUUAUUAUUGCAAUUGUUAUCAUUUUCUUGAGAAGAUUACCAGCAGUUUUAGCAUUAAAACCAUUUAUACCCGAUGUUAAAACUUGGAGAGAAGCUUUUUUCGUUGGUCAUUUCGGUCCAAUUGGUGUUGGUGCUGUUUUCGCUGCAAUUUUAGCAAGAGGUGAUUUAGAAGGUGCUCAUACACUGGAAGCAACUCCAUUAGCACAUUUACCAAGUGAAGGAUCAGAAAAUUAUCAAUUAAUUGCAGUGAUUUGGCCAAUUGUUACAUUUGUUAUCAUUACUUCAAUCAUUGUUCAUGGUUCUUCAGUUGCUGUUAUAACAUUAGGUAAACAUUUAAACACUAUGGCUAUCUCAAUGUCUUUCACUACAACUCAAGGAAAUCAAAAUUCAAGUUCUUGGAUGUCACGUUUACCAGAACUGAAAUCAAAUGGUCGUUCAUUUUCUUUACAUCGUAUUGAUACUAUGGCUCCAUCAACUCAUUCUGCUAGUGCAUCUGGUGCUGAAGCUGGUCAAUUAUCUCAAGCUCCAACAGUGGAAACUAGUGGUAUUCCUGCAAGACCUGCAGGUGGUAUGGAUAGAAGAAAAAAGAAGAGUAAGAAGAGUAAAAAACGUAGAAGUCAUCUACAUAAGAUCCAUUCACAUCAUGGUGAUUCUAAUGCUGACACUACAGCUGCUGAUAUUGAAAAAUUACAACGUGAAAGAGAAGCCAAAGCUGCUGCAUUUGCUCUUGGUGGACCAAGAAGAGAAGAAUCACAACAACAAAACACAAACUCAUCAUCACCUGAUGAUAGCUUUGUUCAGCAAGGUAUUACACCAGCUACAACUUUUAAUGAAAAAGUCCCAUGGCCAACAGGUGGUAAUGAUGAAGAAGCUCAACUGAAUGGUUCCGAUUUGUAUAAUGAAACUACAGAAAGUGAUGAAAAACAACAAUCUUCUGAAACUUCUGAAAAUAAUGAUGGUGCUGGUGGUGAAGACUAUGAAAGAAAUAGAAGACCAAGUGCUGCUUAUACUGAAGGUGAUAAAUUAAUCAUUGAAGAUCAACAUGGUGAAAUUUUGGAUCAAGCUAAUAUGGAUGUUCCAGAUAGACUUAAGAAGAAUGAUUCAUCUAGAUCUAGUAGAUCCAAAAAGAGUUCUACUAAACGUUCCAAGAGUCCUUCAUCUUCAAUCAAUUCACUUACAAGAAAAACAUCAUCAAUAUUGGAACGUGUUAAUUCAGGUAAUAGAGAUCGUCCAAAAUAUACCGCUUAUAAAUUAGAUAAUCAAUUAAUUAUUGAAAAUGAGGAUGGUGAAAUUUUAAGAAGAUAUAAAAUUAAUCAUCAUAAAACUGUUCAACAAAAAACAAGAUCUGGUUCUAUUGCUGGAGGAUUUGGUAAAGCUUUAUCUGCUGUUGGUAUUAAAUCCAAUAUAGGUGCUAAUAAAGAUGAAUCACCAUUAGAUAAUUCAAAUACAGAAAUCAAAGACCAUUUACAGCUGGAACCUUUAGAACAACCAGAGCCUGUACGUGCUAAUGAUGAUUCCAUUCAUGAAGAAGCUGACAGUGAUUUGGAAGAAAUUACAUCAGGUGAAGAAGAAUCAGAUAGUGAAGAAGUUGAUUCUGAUGAAGAUUCGGAAGAAAGUGAUGAUGAUGAAGAUAUAGCACCAAGACCAGCCGGGUUUCAAGAAGAAACUGCAGCUGAAAGAGAUAGAAGACUGGCAGCUAUUGGGCAAGUUGAUGCACCAAGAGAUGAAUCUGAUGAAGAAGAAUUUGUUCCAACACAACGUGUUCAAAAUGAUCCACAAGCUCAACAAACUGUUCGUUCAAGUGUUGAUCAAAAUCAACCACAACAACAAGGGUCUAAGAAUGUUUUGAAAGAGAUUGGACGUGGUUUUAAGAGAAAUCAUACAAAUUCUGCACCAGGUCCACAACAACAACAACUUGACUCUCAACAAAUGGGAUCAGAAGUGAGACCAACUACUAGCAUUAAGUUCCAAGAGCCAUCUAAGCAAUAA